This is a messenger RNA of Cyphellophora europaea CBS 101466, 2625 nucleotides long. RefSeq lists its product as uncharacterized. The record is from RefSeq and is a predicted model, not a curated record. Gene Ontology annotation, cellular component: mitochondrion. The transcript has a single exon. Gene Ontology annotation, molecular function: ATP binding; ATP hydrolysis activity. Bases 1 to 2625 code for a protein of 874 amino acids. NCBI's taxonomy places the organism in Eukaryota, Fungi, Ascomycota, Eurotiomycetes, Chaetothyriales, Cyphellophoraceae.
AUGCGGAGGACGUUGGCUCUCCUCGCCAGCAGCGCCGCAUCAGCUCGGCCAGAGCUGAUCCGAAUCCGUAACGCAACUUUCUUCCGCGAGCACCCUACAUCAGUCGGAGAUGCCGCAACCAAUCCUCCUCUUUUCCAAAACUUGAACUUUAGCUUGUCUGCCACCAAGGUUGGCGACGAGACGACACGUAAAGAUGAACAUUGGGCGGUUAUAGCUGCCAAUGAUGGCACGACUUUCCUUGACGUCCUUCGAGGCUCCCAUAUCUGCCUUCCUCCAAAUUCUCGAACAUACCCAUACCUCUCCUCUGAAGAUAUUGACCGGAAAGAUCACCGCCUGCGGAUACCUUCUCGUGCCAUCCAGUAUGUGGGCUUCAUGCCCGGUAAAGGCAAAAGUCAGGGCAGCGGUAUUCAAGGAGCUUAUCUAAGUGCGCGAUAUGAGAGUCACAGAGAAGAAACAGAUUGGUCCGUCCAGCAAUAUCUGAAAGGAGAGACCGAGCUCAAUCCAUUAGAAAACAAGCAUGGAUCACAUAUCGAUGACAGGCUACUUUCGCGGGUUGUUGCUGACCUACGACUGGAAAACUUGCUCUCUAUGCCAGUUAGCAACCUCAGCAAUGGCCAGACCCGUCGGUCGCGUAUAGCGAAGGCUUUACUGGGGAACCCAGAAUUACUGUUACUUGACGAUCCUUUUAUGGGACUCGAUCCCCCAACACUUGUCAGACUCUCUCCUAUACUCAGAGAUCUCGCAUAUAACUCGUCCCCUCUGCUGCUAUUAGCUUUGCGACCACAGGACCCAAUUCCAGAUUGGAUUACACAUCUGGCCAUUCUUGGACACAACAACACUGUUCCAUUCAUUGGGGCCAAGGCGGACGUAUUGUUUGCUCAGCAUCACUGGGCGAACAUCUAUGGCAACAGCGAUCCCAACCAUCCAGCACCGCCAACAGCUCGCAACGCCGCCGACCAGUUGGCACAGAUUUAUGGCCCUCCACUACAGGACGUUGGCACAAGUUUGACCGACAAAGGAGUCGUGCAAUACGACGCGACAUCCACGUUCUCGCCUGCCAGCGACGCAGUCCCCGGUGGUGACGAUGGCGAAGAUGAAUCAGCAGAUCUUACUACGGAGCAGCGAGCGCGAGUCCAUCAAAUCAAAGCCGUUACAGAGUCACGCUUACGAUAUCUGUGGAGUCUUGUCGCUAGACCACCUAGCCGCUUCACGACUUCCACCAGGGAACCAGCAUCGGGGAUUCAGUGUGAUGCUGUCUCAAGCACUGAAAGCAGCGGGCUGGAAGCACCUCGCCGGCAGCUCGGUGAGCCUGUGAUCGAGCUUGAGUCCGUCGUGGUCAAGUACGGCGACAAAGUCGUGCUUGGUCACUCUCCACCCCAAUCUGGCUUCACUGCGCCAGGUCUGAAUCUCAGCAUAUAUCAAGGCUCCCGCCUUGCACUUCUUGGUCCAAAUGGGUCCGGAAAGACAACAUUCCUGUCACUUCUCACUUCAGACCAUCCUCAAUCUUAUUCGCUGCCAAUCAAAUUCUUUGGCCGCCCCCGACUGCCUGAGCCAGGCAAACCAGGAUUAUCACUAUGGGAAAUUCAGUCCCGCAUUGGCCACUCGGCACCGGAGGUCCACGCAUUCUUUCCGAAGAGGCUGAGCAUUCGCCAAACCCUGGAAUCAGCGUGGGCCGAAACAUAUAUUUCCAAACCAAAGCUCUCGUAUGAACGGGACGAAAUGGUGGACGCUUUCCUCAGGUGGUGGGAGCCAGAGCUUCGCCAGGACCGAGCUACAAUCUCAGCUCCGGGGGAAGCAUAUCACAAGAAGUUCAGAGACGUAUCCUCCGGUUCGAGACUUGAUCGCUCUCGCACUAUAAAGAGCCUCGUUGAGUCAUCGUACCCACCGUACAUCACACUUCAAACACCUUUCGGCAAGUCCCCAGCGGAGGACGCUGAGCACAGAUCUUUGGGAGGCGUUGAUUGGGCAGAGGACAAAGACACGCACUCUUUUGGCAUGUUGCCGUUUGGGACGCAGCGACUUUUACUGCUGCUGCGCGCGAUGAUAAAGCAGCCAGACAUCCUCAUUCUGGAUGAGGCUUUCUCUGGGCUGUCAGCUGAUGUACGCGAUAAGGCCAUGUGCUUCCUGGAGUACGGAGAGACUAAGUUUCUUAUCAAUCAGCCAGACCUGGAUGCGGUUCGGCUCGGCAUGUAUGAAAAGCCAACAGCUCAUGACCGGAGACCUUGGGACAAUCAUCGCGUUGAUAUACAGCGCUUGGUUCACGCCAACAAUCUUGAGCUUUCCAAGGUCCUGGCGAAUCGGAGCAGGAGUGGGGGAUAUGACGAGCUUUUGGAGCGUUCCAAAGAAGAGCUUCUACAACAAGCGCAAAAUUUCGGCAGAGAACUCGGAAACGGCACACGGUGGGUUACGAACACGGAGGUUCGUGACUACCGAUUCAAGGGUCUCACGGACCGCCAAGCCAUGGUGGUCGUCAGCCAUGUCAAAGAAGAAGUGCCAGUCAUCUGCGAUGAAUGGGUUCGCCUCCCUGGCGAGGAAGAGGUACAGCAAGGAAAGUCGGUUGAGAUGGGCUGGGUGGGACGGGGCGGCAUCGCGAGGCAAUGGUCAAACGUUUGGGGCAUCGCUUAG